This is a messenger RNA of Seriola aureovittata, 4665 nucleotides long. RefSeq names its product DAB2 interacting protein a (gene dab2ipa). NCBI's taxonomy places the organism in Eukaryota, Metazoa, Chordata, Actinopteri, Carangiformes, Carangidae. Gene Ontology annotation, biological process: regulation of GTPase activity. The record is from RefSeq and is a predicted model, not a curated record. The coding region runs from base 32 to 3670 and encodes 1212 amino acids. The transcript has 22 exons.
CUCUAUCUGCUCUAUAAAGGACCCUGUUACCAUGGAGGACCUGGUGAAACACCUGUCCAGGUGUCAACACCUGGGAUGGAUGAAUGUAAUUGAGUUGAAGAGCGCCUCCAUCCAUUGGCUGUCGUGUGGUCGGAAGGCGGAGCCUGACAUCUGGAGUAAAAUGUUCUGCAUCCUGUCAGAUUCACAGUUACUGAUGCUUGAUAACCUGGAGAUUCAUCCUCUUCUUCUGGCAGAGAGGGCGGAGACUUGUACUGUCUGGUUGCUAAGAUACACUCUCCAUGUGACCUCAGCACCUCCUUGCUCCACCCCCAAAGAUGUUCUGGAGAAGGGGGUGCGCCGACAGAGCAUGCCAAGUCGCUCUGCCAUGGACACGCCCACUGCCAGAGUGACGGGUUUUCUCUCUCGGAGGUUGAAGCAGUCUCUGCGUCGAACUCGAUCUCAAACCAAACUGUGUCGGCAGAGCAGCGUGAGGAGCGACGCCCUCAGUCCUACUGACACCAGGUGUGUGAUGCGGCGGCUGCGUUGUGGUAGCCAGGAGUCGUUGCUAAGCGCCGGCUGUGUGUCAUCUCUGGAGCUCAGGAUGGACCAGUCAGUGAUCAUCAAACCAGUUCACUCCUCCCUGCUGGGACAGGACUACUGCUUCGAGGUAACCACCACGACAGGCACCAAGUGUUUUUCGUGUCGCUCGGCAGCAGAGAGAGAUAAAUGGAUGGAGAACCUCCGACGAGCAGUUCACCCCAACAAAGACAACAGCAGGCGGCUGGAGAAUGUCCUGACAGUGUGGGUCAUCGAGGCCAAAGACCUGCCCGCCAAGAAGAGGUACUUCUGCGAGCUGUGUCUGGACGACAGUCUUUACGCUCGGACGUCUUGUAAACUGAAGACUGACAACAUAUUCUGGGGGGAACGUUUCGACUUCAGCAGUCUGCCCUCCAUCAGUGCUGUCACCCUCCACCUCUACAAAGACACAGACAGGAAGAGGAAGAAGGACAAGAGCAGCUAUGUCGGGUUGGUCAACAUCCCUGUUGCUAUGGUGACCAGUAGACAGCUGGUGGAGAAGUGGUACUCAGUGAGCACGCCGAGUACAAGUCGGGGGAAGUCGUCUGUGCCGACUGUGCGGAUCAAGGCUCGGUACCAGAGCAUCGUCAUCCUGCCCAUGGAGCAGUACAAAGAGUUUGCCGAGUACAUCAGCUCCAACUACCUGCUGCUCUGCAACACGCUGGAGGCCACCAUCAGCCUGAGAGCCAAGGAGGAGCUGGCUGCUGCGCUGGUCCACAUCCUGCACAGCACAGGGAAGGCAAAGGACUUCCUGACAGACCUGAUGAUGUCUGAGGUGGAUCGUUGCCGUGACAACGACCAGCUGAUCUUCAGAGAGAAUACGUUGGCUACAAAAAGCAUUGAGGAAUACCUGAAGCUGAUUGGACAGAAGUAUCUGCAGGAUGCCCUCGGUGAGUUCAUUAAAGCUCUGUACGAGUCUGAUGAGAACUGUGAGGUCGACCCUUCUCGCUGUUCGACCUCUGACCUUGCGGAGCAUCAGGCCAACCUGAGGAUGUGCUGUGAACUCGCCUUCUGCAAGAUCCUUGACUCGUACAGGGUCUUCCCCCGAGAGCUGAAGGAGGUGUUCGCAUCAUGGCGACAGGAGUGCGGUAACCGAGGACGACCAGACAUCAGCGAGCGUCUCAUCAGCGCCUCGUUGUUCCUGCGCUUCCUGUGUCCAGCUGUGAUGUCACCGUCGCUGUUCGACCUGAUGCAGGAAUAUCCUGACGAGCGCACAGCAAGGACAUUAACCCUUAUCGCCAAAGUCAUCCAGAACCUCGCCAACUUCAGCAAGUUCGGCACUAAAGAGGAGUACAUGCUGUUCAUGAACGACUUCGUGGAGCGGCAGUGGAGCAGCAUGCAGCGGUUCCUGCAGGAGAUCUCCAACCCGGACGGAUUGAACCACACCGCCGGCUUUGACGGAUACAUCGACCUGGGCAGAGAGCUGUCCAGUCUGCACACCCUGCUGACCGAGCUCGACCAGUCGUCUCUGUUGAAGCUAGGUCCUCUUCCUCGGAUCCUCAGAGAAGUGUCUGCAGCUUUGGCUAACCCCGGGGGUGUGGCUACUCCUGGGGGCAUGUCUGUUUCCACUCCAGAGCCUCAGCGAGUGGUGUCUCCGCCCCCACUUUCCCCUCCCCCUCUGUCUCCCCCCCUCUCCCCCCCCCUGGCCACCUGUAAUCCCUCCAUUGGCCUGCAGGGCAGCGUUGGACUGGACGGAGGUUUGGUGGACUUCACCAGACUUCCGUCUCCGACUCCAGAAAACAAAGACUUGUUUUUUGUCACCAAAGGAUCCAGCCUGCAGCCUGCAUCAGGCCUGCAGGGCUCUCCAGCUCCGAGCUCUUCCUACUCAGAGCCAAAUGAGAACGAGGCAGGAUUUGAAAUUACCAAUGGGGGCAGGAGGGAGGGGCCAGAGUUGACCAGUGAGAACCGCAGUCUGUCUCUGGUCGAUCUGCAGGACUGCUCCCCUAGCGACGGCCUCGACGACAGCCAAUGGCAGCGCAGAACGGGGCUCCUCCCCCUCUCCUUCCAGAACCCGGUGUAUCACAUGACCACCACGUCUCCUCGGCAACCACAGCAGCAGACAGACACCACGCCCUCAGACGGCUCAGUGGGGUCGCAGGGAAACGCAGAUGACAGGAUUGCCAUGGCAACCAAACCGGCGUUUCUUACCCAGAUGUCUGUGGGGCUGGGAGGAGGGGAGAGGACGUCGGCCAUGUCAAGCAGCAGCAGUGGAGAAGAAUACUCGAGACGAGCUCUGUCUCUGACUGAGACUCUGACAGGUAGCUCCGUCCCCUCUCGUCAGACCUCCUCAGGUCCUCAGAGACGCAUUGAUCAGCCCCCUCCCCCCAACUCUGCUCCCCCGGGACCUCCUCGAGGCCGGACGCCUCCCAGCAUGCUUGGCGGCGGCAGCAGCGGGGGCACGGCCUACCCUCCCCGCCCUGCCUCUGGCAGCAUGAUGUCAUCAAGCCCCGAUUGGCCGAGCAGUGGUCAGUCGCGGCUCAGACAGACGUCAUCGUCAUCUAAAGGAGACAGCCCCGAGAAACAACGGCCUGCUGCUAAGGCUCCCUCUCCUUGUGCAUUGGAUCGUACUGCAGCCUGGCUGCUCAACAUGAACUCCGCCUCCUCCUAUGGUGAGACGGAGGACGAUCGCCAUGACGACCCCCUCAUCGAGAAGUACCAGCAGGAGAUUGCGUUGCUGCAGGAGAAGCUGCGAGUGUCGUCUCUGCGUCAGGAGGAGUGUGAAGCUCGUCUGAUGGUUCAGGAUCAACAAAACCAACGAAUGCUGCAGGAGUACCAGGCUCGGCUGGAGGACACAGAGAGCAGACUGAGGAGACUGCAGGAUGACAAAGACCUGCAGAUGAACAGCAUCAUCAGCAGGUUGAUGGCGGUGGAGGAGGAGCUGAAGAAGGAUCACUCUGACAUGCAGGCUGUGGUCGAUUCCAAACAAAAGAUCAUAGAGGCACAGGAGAAGAGGAUAGCGAGUCUCGAUGCAGCGAACACUCGCCUGAUGGCGGCUCUGACACAACUGAAGGAGAGGUAUGCUGUGACAUCACAGAGGAACGGCCUGUCUCCUAGCAACACAUCGUCUCUGCAGAUCACAGAGAACGGAGAGUUCCGCAACUCUGGCAACUGCUAGGCAACCUGCUGCUGAGCUCUGAUUGGCCGUGACUCAUUGAGCGGGAGGGGCUGAACUGCUGGCAGCAAGAUGAAGUCAUCGACCAGGCUUUUUAAAAAAUCAACCAAUCACAGCCGUCGUAGUUUCCAUAGACCUGUCAAUCAACCCCCCUACAGCCACAGAUCUGACCUCUGACCAGACUCCGCCCAUGUUGCUAGGUUACCCCUCAGUUCCUGUUUUGUUUUGCAUGUUUUCUCUUUGAACAUCUUCCGAUGUCUGACAUCAUAUCCUGUUUCCUUUUGAUACUUCCUGUUAAGAGAUGGAAACUUCCACCAACAAAACUGAACACAUCAUCUGGAACAACCCCACCUGUGUAUGGCUCUGGUCCAAUCACACUGACUCUUUCCAUGUAUGGCUUCAGUCCUACUGGACCAACUUUGGCUGUAUAUGGCUCUUGUCUAAUUGGACUACACUCAUCCAUAUAUGGUUCUGUUUUAAUCUGAUAAACUGGAACAACUCCAGCUGUAUAUGGCUCUGGUGUGACUAAGCUCAGAACUGUUUAUCUGUUUUUAGGUUCUUUAUCUUCAGAUGGUGAUUUAAAGGAGCAGCCCAACAGUCAGAUCAGCUUCAUGUCUGUACAGAGACAGAUUAGCCUAGCUUAGCACAAAGACUGGAAGCAGAGGGAAACUGUUGAACUGUAGUUGACCCUCCAGACAGUUAGAGGUUAGUUUGUGUUGUUUCAGAGAAUUCUACUGAUUUUAGUGUAAACAUCAGAUUUAAUUGUAAAACAGUAAAAACUCUUUAAAUUGUGAUGAAUAGUUUGUGAACACACACACACAUCUGCUGUCCUGUAUAAACUCGGCUGUUCUCUACUGAACUCUACUGGACUCUAAGGUUCUUUGCUGGACUCUGUUAUACUGUAUUCAUGAGAAAUGUUUUGUUUGUUUCCUCUUGCUGUUAUUUAUCAACAUCAGUAUUUAUAAAGAGAUGCUCCAAUAAACUAUUACACUAUCCAA